UCCGUGGUGCGCGGACCGCGCAGCGCCACGCAGCAGGAGACACCUGACGUUCGUUCGACAACAGUGGACUUGACGUGCUCAGCUGCGACACCAAGGAUCGGCUGAGAGCUGGCGCCGACCAGCGAGUUCUUCGGAGUCUCCAUCCUGUAUGCAGCUUACAGACUUCGACGCUCUCCUCGACCGUGAUUGUGUGUUUUGUUCGAGGAGCUGGUGUGCUAGUGAGUGAGACCGCAUGUCACCGCUUCGACCCACCACAGCGCCUGUUUCGACGCACCGUGAAUGUACCGCUGAUGAGGAAGUGAUUGAACACGUGGAUUCCUAACACGUUCUACCUGCCGCUUGUGCCUCUAUCGUCGCGAAGCCUAUCGUACUCGUUUGUCGGGCAAAUCGUCGGGCAUCAUGUCUUCCGUGAGGCGGCGUGCCCGGACCCCACUAGGGAGUCCCACUUACUACGCCAGCUCAGCCUUCUCAGUCUCGUCGUCGCCCUUCGACGCCUCGCCUCGGUCCAGGUCGGCGCUGCACCAGAGCUCCCUGGACCUCAACAAAGGACGCAACCCAUCGCUCUCGCGUAGGUUUAGGGACAGCAGCUGGGGAUCCUCGGAAUGUCUUUUCAGGCCCAGUUCGACAGCGUUGGCCUCGACGGCGAACUACGUUCUGUCCAACAUGGGCGCCGACUUCCAACGAUGUCGCUCACCAGCUCGGGGUUUCACGCCACCGCCACCCUUGCGGAGGUUUGGACGCGAUUCCAGCCCGUCUCCCGUGUCCAGUUACUACAAGUCCACAUAUGCAUCAUCCUGGUACGACGAGUACCGACCCAUAUUGCGCGAGCGACCCGCCCUCGCCACCUGCGACCGACCGGCGAGAGGAUCCAAGGAGAGGCGCGAAUCUAUGGGCAUUAUUACCAGGCACCGGCACGUCGUAAAGUUCAGGGAGGACCCGACGUUGCACGAGUCGAGCCCGGUCGUAUCCCGAACGAGGCAAGACGGCUCUGGUCAUAGCACACGUUCCGUUGACUCUGGAAUCGGCAGCUUUAAGGAAUGUCAGUCUGUUCAGUCGCCGGUUGACCUCGAAGACAUCUUGGGCCUCGACGCACCACCGGUUGUUCUGGAAGAGCUUAGGCGUGACUUGCUACCUGCGACAACUGCAAUCAAGGAAGUGGAAGCGAAGCUCAGUGAUGAUUUAGCCGCCACUGUCCAGAAAGACCAUGCAGAUGACCGCGUCGGAAGAAGACGGAGGAUGAGAAACCGAACUGCCUCGGAAGAACUUCUAAGCUCUGCUACUUCUAGUGUGUCACAACAAAGCGAAAGCUCAACCAUUUCUAAGCAGCGCACGCGAUCGUCUAGACCUGACAAAGCCGAAAUCAAUGGACUUGCACAAAAGCAAGACGUAACCGAUGGAGAAACAACACCCACGAUCGAACUUCCGAAGGUGAGCGAGAUGUACGAGACUGUGGUCGUAAAGCUCAAGAAGCCAAAAGGCAAAAACUUGUCAGGAGAUAUCUCUCCGGUGCCUGAUACCGUUGGUAGCGUAGCGCAUUGCCUUCCUACCCCUAAUGGGCAUUGCGUCGAAGCCAGUGAUGAAUCUGUACAAGCAAGAACGCGAGAAAUAUCUCCAGCUGUAGUCACAGUGGAACUUCCCCCAAAGAAAACGGAUAAUUCCGCUCAGGAAACAGUCCAUGACAGCAAAGCCAUGACUACUUCAGCUGCAAACACAUUACAAGGACUGAAAAAAGUGCCAAAAACUGGUAAGGUAGCUUCUUCUCUCGCCCAGUUAAAGACGGGUAAAAAACCGGAACAAGAUCAGUCCAAAGCAAAAAAAGAUGCAAAGGCUCUUAGUCCGUCGCCUAAAUCUAGUCAACCAUCUACUCCAGAAGCUCGAGACAAGCCCAAGCUAGUCAACAAAGUGACUCCAACCAUGCCGAAGCUCGGCACUCAAGAGCAAUCAAAAUCUAAAACGGAGGACGUGAAGCCUCCGACCACUUCAAACGUAACUGGUUCGCAGCUGGCUGCUUCUAAGCUUCAAAGUUCCGCUGUGCCGCAACCUAAACAGCAAGUGCCAGAAGACGCACCGACACCUCAAAGGUCUGACAAGAAGCCGCCAUUCCAAACGCAGCAGCAGCAAAAGCUGGAGCCAAAUUCGACACCUGUGGACAAACAUCGGGAUGUUGACAUUAUAAAGCCUGCUCCUAAGGAGGCUGUCACGUCCAAAGGGCCUCAACCAAAAGUGGUUGACACAAAACAGGAGAGCACCGAGAAAUCGAGCCCCGUCGCCGACAUGACAGCCAAAAAGACAGCUCUUGGUAUGCUUGAGUUCCGCAAGAAAGAACCACAGGGAAGGCUAGCGUUCAAGUCCAAAGAGCCUCAGGGAAUGCUCGAGUUGAAAAAGAAGCAACCUAUACCAAUGGGGCCUCCCCCAGAGGCCAUGGUUACUUCGAAAUCUCGAGACACGGUCCCACCGUCCAAACCAACGCAGGAGCCUCAGCUUGCGCCCACGCCUCCUCCCAAGAAAGAGACACCAGCUGUAGCACAGCAAGACAAGAUCCCACCAGCUGGACCGAGACCUGCCAUUCCCACUUCGCUUCCACUGAAAAAGCGUUCUGCUGCGCUUCCCGACCUGUCUUCGCCCAUAUUGGACAAGCCGCAACCACUUGCAACUGCACCGCGUGCCGGUUCAGCCGAAGCCAAAGUGGAUAAUCGCCUCAAUAAGAUUAGGCGCAGCAAAGAUUCUGAAUCGAGUGGUCAUUCUGUGCUCUCGAGUUCAUCGGGUUUGACCGCCCUUUCCCCGCUUGCUUCGCCGCAGGUUGAAACUGUGACUACACCACCAUCGACACCCGACACCGGUGAGCCACCAGGCAAAACACCACGGAAAGUGAAGAAGGUGAAGAAGGUGAAGAAGGCGUCCAAAAUCAAGAUUGCCAGCUUAGCGAGUGGCUCUAGUAGCAGCGGCAGUAGCUCGAGUGCAAAACGAAGCGCCAAGAAGGCAUCCCAGGAACUGGAAUCACCGACGGCCUCCGAACCGGCCACCAGCGGGGCGAGUGCUCCCGCAAUUCUAAGUGCGACUGUAGCCAUCGAAGCGGUUGUCGAACCUACGGAAUUGGUUGGUGAACCGUUGCGGACAGCGGACGUUGCACCAAAGCAAAAGCAGCCGGACGAAGACGCUGGAGCGGACGCGUCAUGCGAGUGCAAGGUCAACUGCCACAAAAAAUGCGAGAAGCACAUGGCGAACCUGUGCGGGGUCAACCAGAAGCUCCUCUCCGAGGUCCUCGCCACGGUCAAGAAAGAUAUGGCGACCUCUCCGCCAGCAGCGGGGACACCUGGAGGAGGAGGUGGAGGCAAGACCCGCGCGGCCGCUGCCCAGGAAGAGGCGGCGAAGACGUCUGCCUUGCCUGCCUCGCCACGUCGGUCAUCGACCAUCGCGGACCUCUCAGAAGUUCGCCAGCAGCUGUACUACAAAGAACAGGAGCGCAAGGAGGAAGAGAGGAGAGCAGAGGAAGCGGAAUCAGCCUCUCGUCCUCCACUUCCGGGCAGCCGGUCGGCGCCGCAGACACCAACGCAGGAAGAGCGAGUCAAGUUCCGCAAGUACAACCUCACAGACUUCAACCUGCUCAAGGUUCUCGGCAAGGGCAGCUUCGGCAAGGUGCUGCUGGCCGAGCUGAAGGGCACCAAGCGCCACUACGCGGUCAAAUGCCUCAAGAAAGACGUUGUGCUGGAGGACGACGACGUCGAGUGCACCCUCAUCGAGAGGAGGGUGCUGGCCAUGGGCACGCAGCACCCGUUCCUCUGCAACCUCUUCUGCACCUUCCAGUCACAGAGCCAUUUAUUCUUUGUUAUGGAGUUCCUGAAUGGAGGCGAUCUGAUGUUCCACAUCCAACAGUCCGGAAGGUUCGACCAAGAUCGAGCAAGGUUCUACGCCGCCGAAAUCGUCUGCGCCCUUAAAUUCCUUCAUAAAAGGGGCAUCGUGUACAGAGACCUGAAGCUGGACAACGUGCUGCUGGACCAGAAGGGCCACGUGAAGAUCGCCGACUUCGGCAUGUGCAAGUGCGGGCUCGCCGACGCCGAGAAGACGUCCACCUUCUGCGGGACGCCGGACUACAUCGCGCCUGAGAUCAUCAAGGGACAGCACUACAACCAGUCAGUGGACUGGUGGUCGUUCGGCAUCCUGACCUACGAGAUGCUCAUCGGUCAGUCACCUUUCAACGGCACCGACGAGGACGAACUGUUCUGGUCAGUCUGCAACGAGGAGGCCUACUAUCCGAGGUUCCUGAGCCGAGAGGCCAAGUCCCUCCUGGUCCUGCUGCUGGACAAGAACGCCGAAACGCGUCUGGGCAUGCCCGGCUGUCCGGCGGGUGACGUGUGUGACCAGCCCUUCUUCCGAAACAUCCAGUGGGAGAAGCUCGAGAACAAAGAGAUCGAGCCUCCGUUCAAGCCCAAACUGAAAAACACGGCGGACGUGAGCAACUUCGACAGCGACUUCACGAUGGAGAAGCCCGUGCUGACACCCAUCGACCCGCAGAUCUUGGCCUCCAUGGACCAGGAGCAAUUCAAGGGCUUCAGCUACACAAACCCAGCCAUGACCGACUGAGGGCAGCAGUGCUGCGGAGUCAAACCACGCGGCAUGAAGUGUAUACUGGGGUGCCUCGAUGCACGCGACGCCCCAACGACAGAAAGCAACUGUGAUAUGCGGCACAGCCUGCUGUAUUCAUUUUUUUAAGGUGCUGCCACCACGAACGUGUGGCUGUACAGGUUGACAGGUGGAGCUUUUUCUAACAAAGCCGGCUUGCUGCAUGCAACGCUGCGCCAGGAAGAACCGGAUGAAGCACAUAGUCAUCCUGACGUCUCUUACUUGCGGCCGAUAUAUAUAUGUACAGCCGAUAUUCGACUCGUGGGUACACAGCAAUGUUCGCGCUACAACUUUCCUCCGGAGGUAUUCAAAUUUUGAGACUCUUAGAGGCGUACUUCCACACAAAAAAUCAUUGACGGCAGAACUUUUAAAAUAUUGUUUGCGUAGGUCAGCACCAAACAAUACGCGCAUGCUGUACAUGGCAGGGUGAGAGUGAGCCAUUCGUAUUCACUAAAGUAAUCGUAUGUGCACAUAUUCUUGCAAGCGCCAAAAUAUGUAUUCCCGCGUUGGCAUCCAGUCUGUCUUCUGUAGUUAAGAUAGUUGCUUCUGUUUGCCAUGUUUAUGUACAGAUCAAACUAAAAUAGCUCAUAUUUACCCCUCGGCAAGUUGUGGGCCAGGUGAAUCAUUUGUCACAAAUGUGGCUCUAUACCAAUCAACACUGUUUUUACUUACGGCGGCCGCUAUAGGGCUACAGCCAAAAAUAACUUUCUAGUCUGGUGCAAGAAGUCUAUGGUGAAAAAUAUCAAGCACACUCACGUCAUUCUUCUAUGUAUUAUGAUGCAUAAUAGUCAUAGGCGGUUUCGAUGUUUGGCAUCACCUGAAGGCAGUGGAUUUUAAUGAACUACACGAUGCACGAAAACAACCCACAGUUAGGCUACGGCAAGCAGGAAGCUAUAUGAGUGCUAGAAAAAUAAUUUUCAUUAAAGUGCUAGCAACAGUCAUACUUACGCGUAAUAAGGCAUCUCCCUUAAUAGGACCAAGUAUCAAGUCGGCAAGCAAAUAUAUGUGACAUUUCAAAACACUAGUUUUGCAAGAUUUCCGAGAAUGAGAAGUAUAUACAUUUGAAGCUAUACAUUGAACGCAUUGGAAACUCGCAUUUCUACAUCUGGUGCAAGUGAGUCGACAUGUGAGGCAGUAACUAUGAAAUAAGUUUAUUCAAGGACUGUCAGCAUGAGUAAUAAAGAGCCACUUACACUGAAUUGCUUGGCCAAGAUAAAUUGUUCUGUAUAGACUAGUGAACGAACAGAACAAGGGCGAACCAGACUAAUAGAAAUAAUUUAUCGCAGAUGGCGUCAAAGUGUCAGCUGUGCUGUCCUUGUGCUUACCGUAUGCUGGCAGAGUGAAACAAAAUAAGCAGAAUCUUCAUUUUUUUUUUUGCCCGAAUGAUCACUCUACUCAGCUUUCACUUAAUCUGAAAGGCACAAAAUGUGCAGCAACCAAGCAUAAACCAUCGAGCACACACAUGUUCAUGCCCAAUAAAGCAUUUCAAUCAGGAAAUUUUCUUUAGGGUGGGCAUGGUGCAAAAGCAAGUAAAACACUUGCCAAUUUGUCACAGCAUAUCACGUACCUUUUUUUCUUUAUCGGAUUCUUUUUUGUGUGUGUGUACUGACUGCACAGCAUUCGCGAUAUGCCUCAUCUAUAUUUUACUGCCUGAACAUCACAAAUGUAUAUUGGCAGAAAUGCCAUGCUGUACCACAAGUCCACCAAAGUAAACGUCACUCGCGUAAGAACAAGGUGCUGUUUAACAUGACUGCCUUUCAAACAAGCAAACCCAGAACCCUAAAGGUCACUUCAACUCUACGAAUGCAGAAGGAGGUCGAUAAUCGAUGGUCUGCAAUCACACGUGGGCGCCUGAUGUCUACACGUUGUGGCUAAAGUUAAGAACUUCGUAGCAGGUGCACAGAGCCGGCUGCAGUCGCCUUUAUCCUUCAGAGCUUGUCACUUCUUUCGGCAGUUUUUACUCAUGUUGAGGCUGGUGCACGCCGAAUAUUUUUCAUAACUGAUGCCAAUAUUUGGCCACUACAGGUUACUAAUAAUGUCAUUGCUAAAGCAUUCCUAAAAUAUUUUGUGUAUAUUUGAAGCAAAUAGGUCCUUUUUCUUCAGUAGUUAACUUUCACGGUAGUUUUUCGUCGCACAAAAUUUGUCAGGCAUGUUGGUUAGCGUGGAAAGAAAGACGUACUGAUGCAUUGCAACUGUUGACAGUGGUGUCUUUUGAGGAAAACUGAAAAAAAAAGAAUCGGCACCACCGAUUGAAUCGAUUUCGCAAGAACAUAGAAUCUGGGAGUUGUUCGCUGGUGCUUUGGCUGGUGUGUGACACUUAGAAACCCCGUGCGUUUGAAUACAUUUAUAGGUAAUUGUUAAUAUUAUCACCUCCCCAUGUCGCUACCAUGCUGGAUGUUUUUUUUUUCAUCAUGUUUCGAGCCUACAAAGCGUAGGCAUCAUCAUCAAAUUAGAAUUUUCGUACACAGUGAAAAUGUAUGGUGGCAUUCAUGAAGAUAGUGCAUUGCGCCGCUGUUUUAAUACAAGACUUUGCAAGCUGCUUAGAAUUUUGUGUGGGUCAACCUUGCAGGCCUAGCAAUGAGUGACGGUUGAAUAAUUUGCUUUAUUUAAUUUUGCUUAUUGCACCACCCCCCACUAUUUAUCAUCCAGCUCCAGUCAAGCUAGCUGCUUCAUCACAUGUAAUGUUCAGUAUUAUAGCAGGACAUCUUGCCUACAGCGAUGUCGGCUGACUUCACAAUUCAUGUGGGCAGUGCAUUUAGUGUAAAUCAGACUCAUUUUUGAAUGGCAUCCUCGGCAAGAGGAACGGCAGAACGGCUUCGUUGUAAACAAAUUCACACUUUCUUGUCAAUAAUAAAUAACUGAAAUGUU
Molecule: messenger RNA, 7488 nt
Organism: Rhipicephalus microplus (southern cattle tick)
Lineage: Eukaryota; Metazoa; Arthropoda; Arachnida; Ixodida; Ixodidae
Product: putative protein kinase C delta type homolog
Biological process (GO): intracellular signal transduction; peptidyl-serine phosphorylation
Molecular function (GO): ATP binding; diacylglycerol-dependent serine/threonine kinase activity
Source: RefSeq, a predicted model, not a curated record